CAUCCUGCACUCGUCAUGUGACUAGUAAACUAACAGUACUCUAGUGUCCAGUGACUCCAGUCCAGUCGCCUCAUACUAUACCUUCCCACUUGUACCGUGCUUUCUUUAACAAUGUACGCGGACUUGGACGAACUGGUGCUUUCCGGCAAGCUCUUUAAUAACUCCCGCUCUUCCUCACCCGAGCGCACGCCAUCCCCAGAUCGCGAACCCCUUUCAAACUGGCCAAACGCAGAAGACGCGAAAGAUGUAGACUACUCCUCUGAUGCCGAACAUGAAAGACAGAUAUCCAAGAUUAUCAGCUCCCCAUCUCAAGACGCUCCAGAUGGCUCAAUCGGCAUGGGACCUGGUCGUACAGGUGUGAAGGGCGUCAUCCGUGAUCGCGCGGAGGCACAAGCUCGCGAACGCGAAAAGCGUACGCAAGGAAUUGCCGCUAUGAAUGCUCGGAUGGAGCGGAUGAAUCUCGGCGGAAAGACGUAUCUCGAAGAGGAGCGUGAAAGGGAACUAGAAAAGAUGAUGUUAGAAGGAGCCCCUAAGGAUGUAAACGCUGGAAUCACUGGGAGAGGCAAACCGAGAUUUGGCCAUUUGAGAGAGGUCGGUGUCAAGAAUUUCGUGUCGGCGGUGGAGAAGGAAGCGCCUGGGACCUGGGUCGUAGUACACCUGUACGAUCCGUCCCUUGACCGAUGUCAUGAUUUAGACACUGAACUCUCGCAACUUGCUCGUACAAACCCGGACACUAAAUUUCUCCGCGCGAGAGCAUCCGUUCUUGGUUUUGCUUCAUCAUCCUCUACCAUGUCUCGAACGAUAUCCAGUUCAAAUACCCGAUCGAACUUACGCGCCUCACGAAAUCGGAUUACCGAAGCAGAUGAUGAGGAUGACCCAUAUGCGUACGACGAGAAGGACAACACCUCGGAUGCGUUCGAUGAAGUGGAUGAAGAUGAGGAUUACAAUCAGGAUGCCGACGUCGACCUUGAUGUAUUACCUACCCUCCUUGCAUAUUGUGAUGGUGAAUUGGUGCAUACAUGGGUCCGCGUUGACUGGGAAGCGGGCCCCGCUGGCGUAAACGACCUAUUAACUAAACAUCAUAUCCUCAAAGGAUCCGGGUUCGGAAACUGCGGGCUUCCGUCCGAUGACGAAGAUUUAUGGGAUUCAGACCCUAACUAAGCCAGCUGCCCACUGCUCACCCCUCUGUUCAUAAUGGAUG
This is a messenger RNA of Fomitiporia mediterranea MF3/22, 1201 nucleotides long. RefSeq lists its product as uncharacterized. The coding region runs from base 112 to 1161 and encodes 349 amino acids. The transcript is spliced from 4 exons. The record is from RefSeq and is a predicted model, not a curated record. Lineage: Eukaryota; Fungi; Basidiomycota; Agaricomycetes; Hymenochaetales; Hymenochaetaceae.